This is a messenger RNA of Brugia malayi, 216 nucleotides long. RefSeq lists its product as uncharacterized. The transcript has a single exon. Bases 1 to 216 code for a protein of 71 amino acids. NCBI's taxonomy places the organism in Eukaryota, Metazoa, Nematoda, Chromadorea, Rhabditida, Onchocercidae. The record is from RefSeq and is a predicted model, not a curated record.
AUGAUAUGCCAUCAGGGCGGACAUGAGGUUAUAACAGGUUGUGGUUUGCAUGUGCUUCCUUUCCGGGAAGGUUAUCUGUUGCUUCGGGAGAUUGUGGAGAGAAUGAGCAAAGGGACAAAUUAUUCUUUUGAAGCAAGGUGGUUUUCCGUUAGUGGUGACAUCAAUGAUGACGAGAGUGUCAGUUGUCGACAUCAUCCGACAAUCUCCUUGCAUUAA